AUGCCGAAUAGAUGUGAUGAGAAUGCCGCAUGUAUUGAUGGGACAUGUCACUGUGAUCAAAGCAGUGCUCAGAAAGACGACUCAUGUAUUCCAAAACAGCUCGGUGAUCAACUAAAGAACUGUACCUCUAAUCAGGGAAUUUGCUCAGGUGGGAUGUAUUGUUUGAAAGGUGUAUGUGUCUGCCCAACAGGCCAGCAUCUCAUUCAUGGUUCUUGUGCAAGUACUGAACCUCAAUUCAACGUUCAUCUUCACCAUUCUACUAAACCGCUCAAAAAUCCUUUCAUUCCAUUUCCAACCCAGUCCCCAACUCCUCUCAUGAACUUGAUUAAACCGAUUGGCUAUCCGGAUUUAUCAUCUUUUGCAAAUUCGCAACUGUUCCAUAAAUCACCUCUCAACCGUUUUCAUCGUGAUGCCAACCAAGCGCAACAUUCCAAUUUCCUCAGUUAUCCGUUCAUAACUGGCGCAAGUGCGUUGCCAUUCCCUCAGUUCGACAAUCCUAACAACAACCCAAUCAUAAAUCAUGAUCAAGGCAAUUACUUCUAUCCCACGUUCAACAAUAUUCCAAUGAACAAUAAUUAUCCAGUCCUUGUAACCUUCAACAAUGCUUUAUUUGGGCUUGCAUCUGGUCCUGGGAGUGCGUGUUUUAAAGGUUGUCGUUGUGAUAGUAAUUUGAUAUGCACUAACGGCUUUUGCAUUUGUCCGUAUGGACAGAAAAUA
Molecule: messenger RNA, 717 nt
Organism: Anisakis simplex (herring worm)
Lineage: Eukaryota; Metazoa; Nematoda; Chromadorea; Rhabditida; Anisakidae
Source: the annotation of a GenBank genome assembly